This is a messenger RNA of Arachis ipaensis, 1197 nucleotides long. NCBI's taxonomy places the organism in Eukaryota, Viridiplantae, Streptophyta, Magnoliopsida, Fabales, Fabaceae. The record is from RefSeq and is a predicted model, not a curated record.
AUGAAGUCCGAUGGAGAUGCAAUGAGAAUAGCUAGGUCACUGGUGUCAAGUUCCUGCAAACAUUGCGAGGUAUAUGUUGUCGAUGGAGCCAGAGAAAGUAACGGGAUUGAAAUCACUUCAAGUGAUGCUGAUUAUGUGCCAGAGGAAGGUGAAGACAGUGGUUCUGGGUUGAUAGAGGUUGAAGUGGAUGCUGAGUCAGAGCCUUCUACUGAAGAAGAGGUAUUUGAUGAUAGUGCUGAUGAUGUAGCUGGAAGAGCUGAAGGUGAUGAAGGUUUAAGGGAGGGUGAUGAGCAAGUUGGGGACAUAUUUGAUGGAUAUGAGACUGAUGACAUAGACAGUUAUGAGGGAGACUCUGAUGAUAUGAUAAAAAAGAGGAGGUUUCCUAAAUACAAUGAGGCAGAGAUGAACAGAGAGUAUGAAUUUCAGGUGGGUUUGGAAUUUAAAUCACUUAGUCAAUUCAAAGAGGCUGUUAAGGAGCAUGUCCUAUUGAAUGGUAGGGACAUUAGGCUUCGAAAAAAUGAUAAGGUGAGGUGUAGAGUUGUUUGCAAAGGAAGAAAGGAAAAGUGCAAGUGGGUUUGUUUUGCGAGCAAGGUUGGGGGUUCUGACUGUUUCAGGAUCAAGACUUUGAAUGGAAAGCAUACAUGUGGAAGGAACUAUAGCGGAAGACUUGCAUCAAGUAGUUGGAUCUCAAAGAAGAUUGCCAACAACAUCAGUAGAGGGGAGGAGAUGAAGCUUACGACAGUUAUUCAGACUAUCCAAGACAAAUACAUGGCCAAUAUCAGUGUUGGUAAGGCUUACUGGGCAAGGAGGAAGGCAAGAGAAGAGGUACAUGGGCGGGCAAUCCAACAGUAUGCUGAGCUAAGGGAUUACUGUGCAGAGAUACUUAGGGCAAAUCCAGGAUCUAGUCUGAGCAUAUUGGUUGAUAGGCCUUCUCUUACGCACCAACCCCGAUUUAUGAGAAUGUACAUGUGCGUUGAUACAGUCAAGAAAGGCUUUUUGGCGGGUUGUAGACCUAUUAUUGGCGUGGAUGGUUGUCACUUGAAGGGCGACCAUGGACAGCAGCUGUUACAUGGGUAUAUUAUCUACUGCACUGAAACUAUAAAUCAGGGGCUAAUGCAAGUCUUUCAAGAGGCAUUGCCAACACUGGAGCAUAGGCUUUGUUUGAGGCAUUUAUAUGCCAACUGUAAAAAAGCAUAG